Messenger RNA from Capsicum annuum, 2770 nucleotides. RefSeq names its product pyrophosphate-energized vacuolar membrane proton pump. Gene Ontology annotation, molecular function: diphosphate hydrolysis-driven proton transmembrane transporter activity; inorganic diphosphate phosphatase activity. Lineage: Eukaryota; Viridiplantae; Streptophyta; Magnoliopsida; Solanales; Solanaceae. Gene Ontology annotation, cellular component: membrane. The record is from RefSeq and is a predicted model, not a curated record. Gene Ontology annotation, biological process: proton transmembrane transport. The transcript is spliced from 8 exons. Bases 178 to 2481 code for a protein of 767 amino acids.
UAAUCACACCUUAACUCCCCUCAACUUCCUCAAAUCUCGUCCCUUAUAAAAUCCCUCUCCCCUCUCUAUUCCAUUACUCUUCACUUACCAUUUUCCCUCUUUCUAUUUAUAGUAACUUUAUUUCUUUCCAUUUAUUUUCUGCCGCCGGCGGUGGUUCUCCGGCGCCUGUAGUUAAUAAUGAAGUCAGCAUUGUUGUCGGAUUUCGGUACGGAGAUUGUAAUUCCUAUUUGCGCCGUUAUCGGAAUUGUGUUCUCGCUUGUGCAAUGGUACUUAGUGUCGCUUGUGAAACUGUCACCGGAAAACGGAGGUUACUCGCCGAAGAAUGAGAAGAAUAAUGGAUGUCAUGAUAGUUUAGUUGAGGAAGAGGAAGGCAUAAAUGACCAGAAUGUUGUUGUUAGGUGCGCCGAAAUACAGAAUGCCAUCUCUGAAGGGGCAACAUCCUUCCUUUUCACGGAAUAUCAGUAUGUGGGUAUCUUCAUGGUUGCUUUUGCAGUCUUGAUCUUCCUGUUCCUUGGCUCUGUUGAGGGUUUCAGCACCAAGAGCCAGCCAUGCACUUACAACAAGGAGAAGAUGUGCAAGCCAGCCCUUGCUACAGCCAUCUUCAGCACAAUAUCCUUCUUGCUCGGUGCUGUCACUUCAGUUGUAUCUGGUUUCCUUGGGAUGAAAAUAGCAACAUAUGCGAAUGCAAGGACAACUCUGGAAGCCAGAAAAGGUGUCGGGAAAGCUUUUAUUACUGCAUUCAGAUCCGGUGCAGUAAUGGGUUUUCUCCUUGCUGCCAAUGGUCUCUUGGUGCUUUAUGUUACAAUUAAUCUCUUUAAGCUAUACUAUGGUGAUGACUGGGAGGGCCUUUUUGAAGCAAUUACUGGCUAUGGGCUUGGUGGAUCUUCCAUGGCCCUUUUUGGUAGAGUUGGUGGUGGAAUUUACACCAAGGCUGCCGAUGUUGGUGCUGACCUUGUCGGGAAGGUCGAAAGGAACAUUCCAGAAGAUGAUCCCAGAAAUCCUGCUGUGAUUGCUGACAAUGUUGGUGAUAAUGUUGGGGACAUUGCUGGAAUGGGUUCUGAUCUUUUUGGCUCAUACGCGGAAUCAUCCUGUGCUGCUCUUGUUGUGGCUUCCAUCUCGUCUUUUGGACUUGAUCAUGAUUUCACUUCAAUGUGUUAUCCCCUGCUCAUUAGUUCGAUGGGAAUCCUUGUUUGUUUGAUAACCACCCUUUUUGCUACUGACUUCUUCGAAAUUAAGGCUGUCAAGGAAAUUGAACCAUCCUUGAAGAACCAGCUUAUUAUCUCAACUGCUCUUAUGACAGUGGGAAUUGCAAUUGUGACCUGGACUUGCCUUCCAUCUUCCUUUACCAUCUUCAAUUUUGGCACGCAAAAGGUUGUAAAGAACUGGCAACUGUUUUUAUGCGUGGCUAUUGGUCUUUGGGCUGGACUUAUCAUUGGAUUUGUCACAGAGUACUACACUAGCAAUGCUUACAGCCCUGUCCAAGAUGUAGCCGACGCCUGCAGGACUGGAGCAGCAACUAAUGUUAUUUUUGGCCUUGCUCUUGGGUACAAAUCUGUCAUCAUUCCUAUCUUUGCCAUCGCAAUAGCUAUCUUUGUCAGUUUCAGUUUUGCUGCCAUGUAUGGUAUUGCUGUUGCUGCUCUUGGAAUGUUGAGUACCAUUGCUACUGGAUUGGCCAUUGAUGCAUAUGGACCUAUCAGUGACAAUGCUGGAGGUAUUGCUGAGAUGGCUGGCAUGAGCCACCGGAUCCGUGAAAGAACUGAUGCCCUUGAUGCAGCUGGAAACACCACUGCUGCUAUUGGAAAGGGAUUUGCCAUUGGAUCCGCUGCACUUGUGUCCCUAUCCCUGUUUGGUGCUUUUGUGAGUCGUGCUGCAAUUUCAACAGUCGAUGUCUUGACUCCCCAGGUCUUCAUUGGUUUGAUUGUUGGUGCCAUGCUUCCCUACUGGUUCUCUGCCAUGACUAUGAAGAGCGUUGGUAGUGCAGCUCUGAAGAUGGUUGAGGAAGUUCGCAGACAAUUUAACACCAUUCCUGGUCUCAUGGAGGGCCUUGCCAAGCCUGAUUACGCUACUUGUGUUAAGAUCUCGACUGAUGCAUCUAUUAAGGAAAUGAUUCCCCCAGGUGCCCUGGUCAUGCUCACGCCCCUCAUAGUUGGGAUUUUUUUCGGAGUGGAGACUCUUUCUGGAGUUCUUGCCGGUGCUUUGGUUUCUGGUGUUCAGAUUGCAAUAUCUGCAUCAAACACUGGUGGUGCAUGGGACAAUGCCAAGAAGUAUAUUGAGGCUGGUGCUUCGGAGCAUGCAAGGACCCUUGGUCCAAAGGGCUCCGAACCCCACAAGGCUGCUGUUAUUGGUGACACCAUUGGCGACCCUCUGAAGGACACUUCAGGUCCAUCACUCAAUAUCCUUAUCAAGCUGAUGGCAGUAGAGUCACUCGUCUUUGCUCCAUUCUUUGCAACACAUGGUGGUAUACUUUUCAAGAUUUUCUGAGUAGAGAGAAAAGACACUUCGUCCGUCAAGUCCUAUGGUAUUUCCAUUCGCUAGCAAUCUUCCUGCUCUAAUUUCCCCAAGCAUGGAUUUUUAAGUUAGUUCUUAGCUAGUCACAGGUUUAGUUUGAAGACGAUAACGACGAAUACAGCUAGUUAAUUUCUUUCUGCCAGUCUUGAGAUAAUUUAUUAGUUUUCUUUGGUAGACACUGUUCUUUUUUUUUUUUUCCUAACCAUCAUUAUCCACGUGUAGUCCAACGUUUAUUUUGUUACACAAGGCAGGAUUUCAUUUU